AUUAUUUACUUGAGGUGUGUAAGCAAGAGAGAUUGCUACUUCACAAAGAGGAACAGAAGGAUAAGCAAGAAAAGAAAGGGUGCUACAAUGGUGAUGAUGAUCAAUACUAUUUAGGUGGGAUUGAUCUCAAUGAGAGUUUGAUCACUCCUUCAAACCAUACAGUGCCUAAUAAGGAGGAAUGGAGGAAAAAAUUGAUGGGAUCAUUUUAUGGCUUAUCUUGGCAGAAUGCUUUGAAGUCUGUGGUGCAAAGUGCAGCACGAAGCAACACACCAGAAUCUGUUAUUUCACAUUCCAGUGGCACUGAUGGCAGCAGAGCUUCUUUAAAGAGGAGAUUAUUACUUGAGGUGUGUAAGCAAGAGAGAUUGCUACUUCACAAAGAGGAACAGAAGGAUAAGCAAGAAAAGAAAGGGUGCUACAAUGGUGAUGAUGAUCAAUACUAUUUAGGUGGGGUUGAUCUCAAUGAGAGUUUGAUCAUUCCUUCAAACCAUACAGUGCCUGAUAAGGAGGAAUGGAGGAAAAAAUUGAUGGGAUCAUUUUAUGGCUUAUCUUGGCAGAAUGUUUUGAAUUCUGUGGUGCAAAGUGCAGCACGAAGAAAGACACUAGAAUCUGAUAUUUCACAUUCCAGUGGCAGUGAUGACAGCAAAGCUUCUUUAAAGAGGAGGUUAAAGUCUGAUGAGGUUGCGGGAAAUGCUGUGGCAGAGAGGAUCAAUUCCAAGAAGCGAAAGAGGGGAAGUGGGGUGCCCAACAACGGUCCAGAACCACCACCAGGACUACCGGUUGAAUUUAGAAAUUUUAUUCUCCAAAGGGCUGGUAACCGGGCAGUAUGUGUCGAGAAAUUGGUGAUUCAAAAGGAGCUUACAAAAACGGAUGUAAACAGCACCCAGAAUAGGCUGUCAAUCCCAGCGAGGCUUGUGAGGGAGGAGUUCCUUACGGAAGAAGAGCAUCUUCUACUUUGUCAGCGCAAUGGGAAGAAUGUAUGUUCUAUAGAUGAAGUUCCGUUGAUCACACCAAUGAUGGAAGUAGCAAAGGUGAGCUUGAGGAGGUGGGAGAUGAAGAAGGAAAGGGGAGUUCCCAGUGUAUCUUACGUCAUAGCUAAUACUUGGAAUGAAAUAAGAAGACGGAAUAAAUUUGAAAGCAAGAUGAUAGUUCAAUUGUGGGCUAUUCGGGUUGGCGUAGACUUGUGGAUGGCUCUAGUUAGGCUUUCUUGAUCUUUUAAUCAACUUACCACUUCAAUUUAGGAGAUACAAAUAUGCUCUUUGUAUAUGCUUUUUUGUGUUUUUUGAAACUAAUUCAAAGAGUUUUGAAUUUUGUUAUGAAUGUCUAUCAAAUACUGUUCAGUUCAUUUUGAAUGA
Messenger RNA from Ipomoea nil (Japanese morning glory), 1352 nucleotides. RefSeq names its product B3 domain-containing protein At1g05920-like. The record is from RefSeq and is a predicted model, not a curated record. Lineage: Eukaryota; Viridiplantae; Streptophyta; Magnoliopsida; Solanales; Convolvulaceae. The transcript has 4 exons. Gene Ontology annotation, molecular function: DNA binding. The coding region runs from base 195 to 1208 and encodes 337 amino acids.